CUCUCCCUCUCUCUCACACAAAAACACACAUACUCGUCGGUUUAUUUGUUUUUCCAGGCUGUCCGCUCACCUGUGCUCCCACCCCAAUUUUUCUCCGAUCUCCUUUGUUGUUAUUACUUUCAGGGCAAAUCCCCCAUUACCACCUAUAAUAACCAGAUUUCUAUUUUUUGUUAAUUAAUUAUGUAUUAACAGAGUCCUGUCGAAGAGAAUUAAUAAGUGAGGAGAACUCGGGCAAGGGGAAAAAAAGAAUAACAAAAAAGAGGCCCAUGAAUUUGGGCUCAGGCACCGCCUCCCGGUUACUUUGUACGCUUGGAUACAAAGAGUGUUGAAGGCGAUCUUUAUUUUAGAAAGAGAUCAAGGAUGCGGAGGUGGUUGUGUUGCACCUGUCAAGUAGAGGAGUCCUAUCAGCCCCAUGAAAAUGAGCACUUGAAGAGCCCAACCAGUCAUGCUGAUGGACAUCAAAGAGGCUCUAAAGCUUCAGCUCCAGUUAAGCAUGAUGUUCAGAAGGCAGUACCUCCUAUUGAGGUGCCUGCUCUGUCAAUAGAGGAACUGAAAGAGAAAACUGACAAUUUUGGGUCGAAGGCAUUAAUUGGUGAAGGAUCUUAUGGAAGAGUGUACUUUGCACAACUGAACAAUGGAAAUGAGGUUGCUGUCAAGAAGCUUGAUGUGUCAUCUGAGCCUGAUUCCAGUGUUGAGUUUUUGACUCAGGUAUCCAUGGUAUCAACACUGAAGCAUGAAAAUCUUGUUGAAUUGCUUGGUUACUGUGUAGAUGGCGAUCUACGUGUGUUGGCUUAUGAAUUUGCAACCAUGGGAUCUCUCCAUGACAUUUUGCAUGGAAGGAAAGGAGUGCAAGGUGCACAGCCUGGGCCUGUACUUGACUGGAUGCAACGUGUAAGAAUUGCUGUGGAUGCUGCCAGGGGAUUGGAAUAUUUGCAUGAGAAGGUUCAGCCUUCAAUAAUCCAUAGAGAUAUCAGAUCCAGCAAUGUACUGCUUUUUGAAGACUACAAAGCCAAGAUUGCGGAUUUCAACCUUUCAAAUCAGGCUCCUGACAUGGCUGCCCGUCUUCAUUCUACCCGAGUUCUGGGAACCUUUGGUUAUCAUGCUCCAGAAUAUGCUAUGACAGGUCAGCUGACACAGAAGAGUGACGUUUAUAGCUUUGGGGUUGUUCUGCUUGAGCUUCUGACUGGAAGAAAGCCUGUUGAUCACACCAUGCCUCGUGGGCAGCAGAGUCUAGUUACAUGGGCCACGCCAAGGCUGAGUGAAGACAAAGUGAAGCAAUGUGUUGAUCCGAAACUAAAGGGAGAGUAUCCUCCAAAAGGAGUUGCCAAGCUGGCGGCUGUUGCAGCAUUGUGCGUGCAGUAUGAAGCUGAGUUCCGCCCGAAUAUGAGCAUUGUUGUCAAGGCUUUGCAGCCUCUCUUGAAGUCAACUGUCCCACCUCCUGAGAUUUGAGCCAAGUUUGCUUUGUUUUUGUGCGUUUUGCACAGUUUGGGGUCUUUUCUUUUUUCAUGAAGAUUAAAUGCCAUUUUAUUAUUUGUUCUCCUUUCUCUGGGUUUUAGACCAUUGCUGAUAAUACUUGGUAUUGGUAGUAGUGAUGUUAAUAUAAAGAUGAACAACACUGGUGUACUAUAUAGGUGGAUGCGCCUCUUAAAACAUAAGUAAUACACAGAUUUGAUUAUUUUUACUUCUCUUUUAACCUUGAGUGAGCAUAGAUAGCAUGCUUUGUCUGGCUUGUUGCUUUUUUUGCAAGUGACGCAGUCCUAUCAUCUGUAGUUGACCUGCCGUUUGGCUUUGUCGUCAUUUGCUGUGAGAUACUUACUACCAAUAUGCUACAUUAUACAAUUUACAAAAUGACGAUUUUUAAAGCACAUGCAUAUUACAAAAUAGUGG
This is a messenger RNA of Striga asiatica, 1887 nucleotides long. Lineage: Eukaryota; Viridiplantae; Streptophyta; Magnoliopsida; Lamiales; Orobanchaceae. The record is from the annotation of a GenBank genome assembly.